ACAGGAGUGCAAAUGCAUGCCCAGAUGGUCUGAGAAUGCUGAACUCCAGUUGCCUUUAGGAAUGGCUGCAGAGCCCACACCUGGAUCUCUCCCCUCCCUGCUCCUCCACAGCAGGCAGGCUGCAUUUGGGAGACUCUAUGAUCAUUAGAGGAGAGAGGCAGGAGUGAGCCGUUCACUAGCUUGCCAGCACUUGGUAGGAAGCGGCAGGAUGGACGUGGUCGACAGCCUUCUUAUGAAUGGGAGCAACAUCACUCCCCCCUGUGAACUCGGACUGGACAAUGAGACGCUUUUCUGCCUGGAUCAACCUCAGCCUUCUAAAGAGUGGCAGUCUGCAGUGCAGAUUCUCCUGUACUCCUUCAUAUUCCUUCUCAGUGUGCUGGGGAACACGCUGGUUAUCACGGUGCUGAUUCGAAACAAGAGGAUGCGGACUGUCACCAACAUCUUCCUGCUGUCCCUGGCUGUCAGUGACCUCAUGCUUUGCCUCUUCUGCAUGCCAUUCAACCUCAUUCCCAAUCUGCUCAAGGAUUUCAUCUUUGGAAGUGCUGUGUGCAAGACUACCACCUACUUCAUGGGCACUUCCGUGAGUGUUUCCACCUUCAACCUGGUAGCCAUCUCUCUGGAGAGGUACGGCGCCAUCUGCAGACCCCUACAAUCCCGCGUCUGGCAAACAAAGUCCCAUGCUUUGAAGGUCAUCGCUGCCACCUGGUGCCUCUCCUUUACCAUCAUGACUCCGUACCCCAUUUACAGCAACUUGGUGCCAUUUACUAAAAAUAACAACCAGACAGCGAACAUGUGCCGCUUCCUGUUGCCAAGUGACGCUAUGCAGCAGUCCUGGCAAACAUUCCUGCUGCUCAUCCUCUUUCUUAUCCCUGGGAUUGUGAUGGUGGUGGCCUACGGAUUGAUCUCCCUGGAACUCUACCAAGGAAUCCAAUUUGAUGCCAGCCAAAAGAAACCUGCUAAAGAGAAGAGGCUGAGCGGCGGCAGUGGAGGCGGCGGCAGCAGCAGCAGCAGCUACCAAUACGAGGAUAGUGACGGCUGUUACUUGCAGAAGUCCAGGCCCCCAAGGAAGCUGGAGCUGCGGCAGCUGUCAACCAGCAGCAGUGGUAGCAGAAUCAACCGGAUCAGGAGCAGCGGUUCUGCUGCCAACCUGAUCGCCAAGAAGCGCGUGAUCCGCAUGCUCAUUGUCAUCGUGGUCCUCUUCUUCCUGUGCUGGAUGCCCAUCUUCAGUGCCAAUGCCUGGAGGGCAUAUGACACGGUUUCUGCCGAGAAACACCUCUCAGGGACGCCCAUCUCCUUCAUCCUCCUCCUCUCGUACACCUCGUCCUGUGUCAACCCCAUCAUCUACUGCUUCAUGAACAAACGCUUUCGCCUGGGCUUCAUGGCCACCUUCCCCUGUUGCCCAAAUCCUGGUCCCACCGGAGUGAGAGGAGAGGUAGGAGAGGAGGAGGAUGGGAGGACCAUAAGGGCAUCCCUGUCCCGGUAUUCCUACAGCCACAUGAGCACCUCUGCCCCACCCCCCUGAGCUGUACCUGGUUCACUGCGCAGCAGGAAGGAGGGGACCGGGAACAAGGAGGAAGUGGGAGGGAAGGAGAAGGAAGACCCAUUUCUCACGAGGACUCUUCCAUGUCUGCUUUUCACCCUUCACAUAGUUCUAGAAGGAACUUAAGGCGGGGUCAUGAAAAAACGCUAAGACAUUUUCCAUAAUGUUUACCCAUGGGAGAAACCUCAGCAGGCCAGCUAUAGGGACCCCACUGGGCUUGUGCUACAAAUGUCACUGCCAAGUUCACGUUCAAAAUGGGGGUGUAGAACUUGAUGAGCUUUAGAAUUUUCUGGAACGCCCCAGGUGACGUCUUUCCAUGGUAACACACUGCUCUGCUCUGUUUUCUUCUGCUCCUGCAGAAUUCUGGUCCUCCCCAGGGAAGCCAUGCCUACUCCUCACACAUCCUACAGCUACACACCUUCUCAUGGCCACCAAGGACAUAUGAUCACGCGUGCGUGCACGCGCGCGCACACACACCUCCUCUGGCCUCUUCUGAAUAGAGGAGAGUAGUCUGACAAAUUUUUAAAGCUUGAGGUGGGUCAAGUACACUCAGGGGUGAAAGCUGAGGUUAUCGUCAGAAAAACAGGAAGAAUGUGUCUAAAAGACAGGUGUUAGAAUUUUUAAUUUGGGGUGUGCGAGGACAGUAACUAGAACUGUUUUCUGUCAGCAAUGUCAAGCCGCAGAAGGGAUGGCGAUCUCUACAGUGUAAUCUCUCCUCUGUAGCUAAUCACAACCUUUUUUUUUUUUAAACCUCAACUUACUUUCUUCUGUUCACCUGUAUUUCCUCCUUUCCUCCGGGUAAGAAGGCAGAGGUCCUUACCUGGGGAAGGUUGGUAACGUGUCGUCAGUCCCCCCAAGGAAAACCGGCAUGUGGGACUCACUUAAUAAGUAGCAUUGAAUGCCAAAAUUAUGUAUGCUUUUAAAUACCAUCGAUGUAGUUCUCGACAAUUGGCUCAGUGUGUGUGUGUGUGAGUGUGUGCGUCUGUGUAUAUGUGUGCGUAAACUGAACAUAUGGCUAUGUUAUCUGUGUGUUAAUAACUUGUAAGUGGAUAUUGGAACUCAACAAGUGUUAUCAUUCUUCCAUAAAAGUCAGAGUAUUGUGUGA
Mus pahari (shrew mouse) is the source of this 2645-nucleotide messenger RNA. RefSeq names its product cholecystokinin A receptor (gene Cckar). The coding region runs from base 209 to 1522 and encodes 437 amino acids. Gene Ontology annotation, cellular component: membrane. Gene Ontology annotation, biological process: neuropeptide signaling pathway. Gene Ontology annotation, molecular function: cholecystokinin receptor activity; neuropeptide receptor activity. The record is from RefSeq and is a predicted model, not a curated record. The transcript is spliced from 5 exons. NCBI's taxonomy places the organism in Eukaryota, Metazoa, Chordata, Mammalia, Rodentia, Muridae.